GGCAGCGCUUCUAGGCAGCGCGGCUGACUGGCUGGGGCUUUCCGGGGGUGCUGGCCGCCUGCCCGCUGCGCCCGGCUCCUCCUCUGCCGCGGCCCCGCCCCGGGGCCACUCCCGGUCCGUCGCCAGCCCCGGCGCGCAGUCCCGGGCCCCAGCAGCCCUCGCCAUGCACCCCGCUCGCUGGGCCUGGCUGGGCGCCGCGCUGCUGCUCCUGGCCGACUGGGCACUGCUCCGGCCCGCGCUGCCCGCUGCGCUCUCGCUGCUGCCGCCCGGUGCACCCCCGCUGCUCCGGGUCUGGGUGCUGGGCUUGUGCCGCUGGGCUGUGCUGGGGCUGGGAGUCCGCGGUGUCCUGCGGGCAGCGGUCGACGCCCCCAUCCGCGGAUGGCUGGGUGCCCUGGAGCCCUUGGCAGUCGCGCUGGGGCUGGCCUUGCCUGCCCUGGCGUCGUUGCGACAGCAAGUGUCCUGGGGAGCCGGUGGGGACGCCGACGGCACUCGAGCGCUGCACUGGGGAAGCCGCCCCGACGCCUUUGUCCUCAGCUAUGCUGCGGCCCUGCCGGCUGCUGCCCUGUGGCACAAGCUUGGCAGCCUCUGGGUGCCCAGUGGGUCUGGCGGCACCUGGAGCAAGUUGCGCAGGUUUCUAGGCCUCCUGGGCCCUGAGCGUCGCCGCCUCCCGCUGAUCCUGGCCUUGCUGACCCUCUCCUGUCUGGGGGAGAUGGCCAUUCCGUUCUUCACUGGCUACCUCACCGACUCGAUGCUACAAGACACGACAGCCUCUGCCUUCACUUGGAGUAUCACCUUCAUGGCUGUCAUCACCGUAGCCAGUGGGCUGAUGGAGCUCGUCUGUGAUGCCAUGUACCAGAGCACCAUGGGCUGCAUAGUCAGCCAGUUACAUGCAGAGGUGUUUCAGGCCGUGCUGCGCCAGGAGACGGAGUUCUUCCAGAAGAACCAAGCAGGUGUCAUCACAUCCCGGGUGACAAGUGACACGGCCACUGUGUGUGAGUCUCUGAGCUCCGAGCUGUCCAUCCUGAUGUGGUACCUGAUGCGAGGGCUGUGGCCCUUGGUGUUCAUGCUCUGGAAGUCACUGACUCUCACCGUGGUCAACCUGGCUGCCCUGCCUCUGCUGUUCCUUUUGCCCAGGAAGCUGGGAAAGUGGAACAAGUCCCUGGAGGUACAGGACCGCCAGUUUCUGGCAGAGUCCAACCAGGUGGCCAUGGAGGCCCUGUCAGCUAUGCCUACGGUCCGGAGCUUUGCCAGCGAGGAGGGCGAGGACCAGAAGUUCACAAAGAAGCUGGAAGAAAUAAGGAUGAUUAACCAGAAGCAAGCUAUGGCCUAUGUUGUUGACUUCAUGACCACUAGAGUCUCGGGCUUGCUGCUGAAUGUGGGCAUCCUGUACAUUGGUGGGAAGCUGGUGACAGGCGGGGCCAUCAGCAGUGGAAGUCUGGUCACAUUUGUUCUCUACCAGAAGCAGUUCACCUCAGCCGUUGAGGUACUGCUGAGUUACUAUCCCCGGAUGCAGAAGGCGGUGGGCUCCUCCGCAGAAAUAUUUGAAUACCUGGAUCGGACUCCUCGGUGCCCACCCAGCGGUUUCCUGAGUCCCUUAAGCCUGGAGGGCCAUGUCCAGUUCCAAGAUGUAUCCUUUGCUUACUCAAACAAUCCGGAUGUCUUGGUGCUGCAGGCAUUGACAUUCACCGUACAACCUGGAGAGGUGACAGCCCUGGUGGGACCCAAUGGCUCUGGGAAGAGCACGGUGGCUGCGCUGCUGCAGAAUCUGUACCAGCCCACGGAGGGCCAGGUGCUGCUGGACGGGAAGCCCCUUCCCCAGUACGAGCACCACUAUCUGCACAGACAGGUGGCUGCUGUAGGGCAAGAGCCUCAGCUGUUUGGAAGAAGCCUUCGGGAGAACAUCGCCUAUGGCCUGACCCAGGAGCCAACGCUGGAAGAAGUCGAAACUGCAGCACGGAGUUCUGGCGCCCACGGUUUCAUCUCUGAGCUCCCACAGGGCUACGACACAGAUGCAGGUGAGUGUGGGAACCAGCUGUCAGGAGGUCAGCGCCAGGCAGUGGCUUUGGCCCGAGCAUUGAUCAGGAAACCCCGGGUCCUCAUCCUGGAUGAUGCCACCAGCGCCCUGGAUGGGAGCAGUCGGUUACGGCUGCAGCAGCUCCUCUACCACGGCCCCGAGCGCCACUCACGCGCGGUGCUCCUCAUCACCCAGCAGCUGAGCUUGGUGGAGCAGGCUCACCACAUCCUGUUUCUGAAGGAUGGCACCAUCUGUGAGCAGGGGACCCACCAGCAGCUCAUGGAGAAGAAAGGGUGCUACUGGGACAUGGUGCAGGCCCCUGUGCGCGCUCCAGAAUGAGAGGCCUCUGGGAUCUGCACCCCACCUUCCUCCCUUCCGUCCACGUCUCCAGCUCUCUGUGAUGCUGAGCUCAGCCCUGGAGCAGGAGUAGGAGCAGGAAGCUACCUGCUGCCCAGCUGUCAGCUGAGCUGGAACCCAACUGCUGGUGUGGUUGAAGUUUGCCAAGUGUUAACGCCCUGUCUCAGCUUCUUGUGAUGGUUCAGGCUUCAGUGUAACUGUUCUGUGGCCAGGGUGGAUGCUUUGGUUUGAGACGCACUCUGAGAAGCAGAAGAAAUAUCCAGGGCACAGAGAGGGGAAGACCCGAUGCCCUCAGUGUGACCAAAGGUCUGAGCUGGCUGGUGAAUGUCCUGCCAGGGUUCCUGAUAUUUAUAAUAAAAUGGCUGUUUUGCA
Cavia porcellus (domestic guinea pig) is the source of this 2743-nucleotide messenger RNA. RefSeq names its product transporter 1, ATP binding cassette subfamily B member (gene Tap1). Lineage: Eukaryota; Metazoa; Chordata; Mammalia; Rodentia; Caviidae. The coding region runs from base 164 to 2353 and encodes 729 amino acids. Gene Ontology annotation, biological process: oligopeptide export from mitochondrion. The transcript has 11 exons. Gene Ontology annotation, cellular component: mitochondrial inner membrane. The record is from RefSeq and is a predicted model, not a curated record. Gene Ontology annotation, molecular function: ATP binding; ABC-type oligopeptide transporter activity; ATP hydrolysis activity.